Molecule: messenger RNA, 2598 nt
Organism: Eleginops maclovinus (Patagonian blennie)
Lineage: Eukaryota; Metazoa; Chordata; Actinopteri; Perciformes; Eleginopidae
Gene: ush1ga
Product: Usher syndrome 1Ga (autosomal recessive)
Exons: 3
Coding region: 167-1585 (472 amino acids)
Biological process (GO): sensory perception of light stimulus; equilibrioception; sensory perception of sound
Molecular function (GO): protein binding
Source: RefSeq, a predicted model, not a curated record
GAGCAGGAGCGGCUGGCUGUAGGAGAACUGCCGGACAAACAUGACACCUCAGCCGGUCUCAUCCCACUACAUCGCCGCAAGACGACGACGAUGAAGGUGGUGGUGGUGGUGGUGGUGGAGUUGAUGAAACUCACUGGAGUCCAGCAUGGUGGAUUAACUCUUCACCAUGAAUGACAGGUACCACAGGGCGGCCCGGGACGGCUACCUGGACCUGCUGAAGGAGGCAACUCGGAAGGAUCUGAACGCCCCGGAUGAGGAUGGCAUGACGCCGACGUUAUGGGCUGCUUAUCACGGCAACCUGGAGGCUUUGCGGCUGAUCGUCGGGAGGGGAGGAAACCCUGACAAGUGUGACAUAUGGGGGAACACGCCGCUCCACCUGGCAGCCGCCAAUGGUCACCUCAACUGCCUUUUCUUCUUGGUGUCUUUCGGUGCCAACAUAUGGUGCCUGGACAACGACUACCACACGCCAUUGGACAUGGCAGCCACAAAGAAUCACAUGGAUUGCGUGCGCUACCUGGAUAACAUCGCCACCAAGCAGACAGGCCUCAACAUGAAGCUGGUCAGCAAGAUGAAGGACAGGGCAUUUCGCGAUGCUGAGCGGCGAAUAAAGGAGUGCGUGAAGAUGCAGAAAAAACAUCACAAACGCAUGGAGCGGAGGUUUCAAAAGGAGACUUCGGAGGCCUCUGCAUCAGACGUCAUGAGCUUUUCCAGUUACAGCAGCAGCUCUCUUAGCCACAAGUUGCACAAAUUAAAUUCAGCCACAGUCAGCGUGCCAUAUUCUCAGGCUACUCUUCAUGCCACAAACCGCGGGAAGACCAAGAUACAGAGGAAGCUGGAAAAGAGGAAACAAGGAGAUGGAACAUUUAAAAUCUAUGAGGAUGGGAGGAAGAGUGUGCGUUCUCUCUCUGGACUUCAGCUGGGCAAUGAUGUCAUGUUUGUCAAACAGGGGACUUACGUCAACCCUAAGGACCGUGGUCGUCCCAACGUUCGUGACAUGUUCCCCAGAGACAAUUACGAUGCCAUUUCACGUGCCAUGAGCGAGCCGGACCUCCACGGGCCCGAUGUGGAGUACUCUGAGAUCAGCACUGACUCAGGACAUGAUUCCCUGUUCAACAGGCCUGGUCUGGGAACCAUGGUCUUUAGAAGGAACUACGUGAGUGGGGGGAUGUUUGACCUUGGUGGUCGAGAUAAGGACAGUGUGGACCAGUCAGGCAAUAAUGUGCGUUUACGCAGUCGGCUGCAACAAUACCCAAGUGCAGAUGAAGACAGCAUCGGCAGUGCACGCAGCCUUCAGGAGAGGAACGUGGAGGAACUGCCAUGGGAAGAAGUCGAAUUAGGGUUGGAUGAUGAUGACGAGGCUGACACAAGCCCUUUGGAGGUGUUCCUUGCCACUCAGAGCAUGGUUGAGUUUAUCUCCAUUUUUAAGAGGGAGAAGAUUGACCUUGAAGCUCUGUUGCUGUGCUCUGACCAUGACCUCAAGAGUAUCCACAUCCCCUUAGGACCAAGGAAAAAGAUCUUAGAGGCCUGUAAGAGACGGCUGGAGACCAUAGAAGACCCAGACAACAUAGAGGACACACAACUGUGAGUGAGGAAUUUCUGUUGUAGCGCGUAGUGAGGAAAUAUUCAGAUAUUUGUAUGGUGUCUUUGAAUUCCAGCAUGGAUGGUCUUCAGAAACCCACUGUUUCUACUACUAGUUCAGGGGAGCAUUGUGGAGUGAAUGUGACAUUUGGACAGGGAAGACAUAAAGAUUUACCUCUCCUGGUACCUCAGUGGUAACAAAAUAGCAAACACAUUGUGAAGAUGAAUGUGUCAAGCAUGAAUAGGUGAUUGUGAGACAAAUUCCUCAUAGGGCUCUGUAGGACUCAUUGUCCUGUUAGCCUCAGGAGAAUCACUGCAAAUAUAUUUUGUAUGUUGGUUGCUGGGAGUCCUGCAUGGUUUAACAAACUGAAAGACGAUUAUCAGAGUGCAGUCCUGUGUUCAUUGCAUGCCAUGUGAGACUGUUAACAGAGGACUGAUUGUUGGGCCAGUGUCCCCUGAAAGUGUUUGCCCCUGUGGGGUAAAUCUUACCACCUCAUGUGCCUGCAAUGCUCGUGCCUGUGCAUUUGCUUAAAGGUGUCUUUUUCAUAAAUACUUUUGACAUUAACUUCAUUGUAAGUUUAUUAUUAACUGUUUCAAUCACAACAUUCUGUGCAAAAUGUCCAUCCACAGCCACUGUUUCAUCUCUGUGAGUGUUUACAUACAGAAAGACAGUCCUAUUGUGGCUCUCUGUUACUACAGGCCAAUUGUUCAUGGAGAUUACUGACCCUCUCUUGAAUGUGAAAACACUGUGUCUUUAUAUCAUUAUAUAAUACUUAAUAUAGCAUCAUGUUGUUCUAUAUUUUGCAUAGAGAUGUAUUCACUUUUGUAAAUAACUCAUGUUUGUCUUGACAAUACAGUAUAACAGUCCUCCAACUGUUGCUCAGUACUGAGUAGUUCUAAAUAAUGUAUUGCAUUCGUUAACUACUUCAAUUUCUUACAUUAAGAUUGAUUUUAAAUAAAUAAAUAUUGAUGUUCUUGUGUUUAAAAUUGCUUACUAAUAAAUCCAUUAAUUAAGUGCUG